Molecule: messenger RNA, 1723 nt
Organism: Stylophora pistillata
Lineage: Eukaryota; Metazoa; Cnidaria; Anthozoa; Scleractinia; Pocilloporidae
Product: galaxin-like
Source: RefSeq, a predicted model, not a curated record
UCUUGUGACCUUUCGAUGAGAUGGGAUCUAUUAUUAGAAGUGGAACUUUAUUUGCAUCCGGUGUCAGUUUCAAGAAGCCAAAUAAAAGACACGGAGUUCUUUCACAAACGGGUCAUAUCAACUUGGGUUACGCAGGAGACUAAAUUAUUCUUCAGCCGGACCGCAAUUCCUUUUCAGCAGUACCAGGGGCCAAACGACAAUUUUAGGUCAAGAAUCACCAUGAGACAAACCGGCUUUGUUUUCGCCACCCUCGUGUUCAUCAUUUUAUUAACUGUAGAUCAAUGUCAAGCUAAGCGCAGGCCUUGUGGCUUCGAAACCAUCGACCGAAACAAAGGCAGAGAACCGCGGGCUCUUAGUCCUUAUUAUGAUCGUUGCUGUGGUGAUAGACCUUACGACCCAAGGAAAGAGCUGUGCUGUGGACUCGUCGUAAAGAAAAAGACUGGUUCUCAAAAUGCGUGCUGCGGAGUAGUUCCGUACGAUAGCAGCAGAUAUACCUGUUGUGGAGGGACUAUUACUCCCCGAGCUUCUGGUCAUCAACAUCUGAAUCGUUGCUGUGGCAAGAGAAGUUACAACCCUUACACUCAUGUUUGUUGUGGUGGAAUCGUUUUAUCCAAGCCCGCUCAGUGCUGUGGAAACAAAGUCUACAAUGGAAACAAACAGAUCUGCUGUUCUAAUGUCCUUUUCGACAAGCCCAGUGGCAUUCAGGUAGGCUGCUGCGGUAGGAACGUUAUCUUCACUUCUCAUCAGAUGUGCUGCGCUAGGAGGGUUGUAAGUAAACCUCACAAUGUACAGAACCCAAGAUGCUGUGGAACACAAGUCUAUAGUUCAAACAACCAGGUUUGUUGUUCUAGCAAAGUACGCAACGGCAAUGCGUGCUGCGGGAGUGUCGGAUACAACUCUCUGACGCAUUCUUGUUGUGGUUCGGUGGUCACACAAGGCUCGAUGUUGUCAUCCGCCGGUGGAACGCGAAGGAAAUGUUGUGGACAAGCAACUUACUAUCCUGACUUUCAGGACUGCUGCUUCGGUAGAUACUUGAGGCCCAAGGGAUGUUGUUAUAACAACAACCAGUGGAGAGAUUCCAGUCAGAAAUUCAGUGAACUAUGCCGGGAUUAUUAGUAGUAAACUGCGUCGUCCUACGGAAAUAAUCACCUCAAGCCUAAUGGGCACUGCUUCAACAUUAAAUAGCAAAACAUUAGAGCAAUUUUCUAUUAACUUUCAUAAAAUUGAAACAAGGGUCUCAAACGGCUGAUAGAAUAUAUUACGAGCAAAUAGUGAGGUCUCGAAUUAAAUCAUGUAAGCUUCUUGAGGCGUAAGAUGACGUGGCUGACUAACGCUAGCUAGUUUCUGAUUGGAUGAGACGGAGACGCAAUUUUUCCGUAAACCAAUGACGGAGCGAAGUUGAAUAAUCCUGGAUUGCUGUUAAUACUCAAUGAAAAUUGCACUUUAAGGUUUAGAAACAAAGUUAGAGUCAUGCUAUAAUUUUUAUUACUCGUGAUUUAAAAAAAAAAAAACUUUUUUUGCUAUCGAAAUCCUGUGUUUUGAGUUGGAUGAUAUAUAUUUGCGGUCGUUUGAUCGCCUACGUUUCAAUUGCUUUACGAAUUCAAUUCAACGCGAAUUUUUUUCAUGUUUCUUUGAACAUGUGAAUGUAAGGAUUCCUGGUCAGAUUUUCUGGAGAAAUUUAUUGCACCAGGGAGUGUUAAAUAAACCACAAAGUAAUGAACAA